AUGAAAUCGCUUUCCCCAACACAGGAACAGCUCUGCUUAUCACUCCUAGGAUGUUCUGGGACUGGUAACCACCAUGCACCAUCAUUCACACUGUAUGAACAGCAACUACAACUACAACAAUCUAUUCCCGGUAUCUUGACUGGAGUUAGAACACAAACUGACGCGUUCCAACACAACUUUGCCAUGCAUCAGGAACAAUCCAAAGCAGUGGAUCAUCUAUUCUCUUCACUUUCCAAAGUCAAUGAGCACAAGGAUAUUACAGCAGCAGGUACGAUUGAAACACAAAAUCUAAGUCUUUUAGACUUUAAACGAGAAGUCGAACAAAGCCACUAUCCCAUAUACGAACUAGCACUACAACAAGAUAGAUCAUACGUGGAAGAUCCUGCAUUCUGUCUAAAGUUUCUGCGGGCCAACAAGUACAACGUCCCGAAAGCAGUCAAGCAGAUGAUCGAUUUUCUCCGCCAGAAAGCGAUUUACUUUGGAGCGGACAAGCUUUCUCAUGACGUUACCACAGAGGACUUGAGCACAAAGGAGCUUGAGGUACUGCUUUCUGGUCAGUAUCACAUUCAAGACGCAACCGAUCCAAACGGUAGAGCGAUUAUCUACUGUUUUAAUACAAAGUUUGGACAAUGCAACGCGGAUUCUCAGAUUCGAGUCAAUUUCUACAUCUGGUACAACAUAUUGACAAACUUACCAGCGGUUCAAAGCAAAGGCGUCACAGCCGUCUAUUACGAUCUAAUGAAACCUGGAGAGAAUCUCGGUUCUCUUGGCUUAAACUCAAUGAGACAAGUUGUUGACUUCAUGUCUUGUCUCCCAAUUCACUGCUCGGAGACACAUCUUUGCCUCAAAGAAGGACAGACCCAAGGAAACCUAGCGCUGCAAAAUCUGUUUCUUGGCUUGCCAGUGACUUGCAAGGAAGGAGCUCAUUUGCACUAUGGAUCCGACCUUGAGUUGCAAAGCUUGGUGGGUGUCCACGGCAUUCCACAAGAUACAUUUCCAGUGGACGUCUUUGGAAAUAUUCGAGAAGGCCUGCGGAAUGUAUGGUUGCACAAAUACAUGAGCGAUGCUUCGUCUCGUUACUUGCUCGAAAAUCAAGGCGAUGGUGAAUCGUCGUCUGCAGCCACUACCAAAGCUACAUCGCGCCCCGCCAACGUCGUGUGGUUCAAUCAAAGCGAGAUGAUGUCCACUGAUGGUGGUUCUAGUUCUCCUGCUUCUCUAGAGCAAAAGAGAAAGUCUGCUGUCAGCAACACUUCCAAGGAUCCAAAACCCAAGCCAAAGCGCCAAAGAAUCAGUGCCGACACCGCCUCGCCUUCACUGAAAAAUAUCUCUUUCAAGAAAGCAAUCCCUGAAGAUGGCCUGAAUCUGGAUGCAAUUUGCAAAGCUUUUCUGACUGCCAAUCGAACCACCGGCGAAGCCAAGGAUCUUUCACGGCCAGACGCCGACAAGAACACAGCCAGGCGUGCAAAUGAAUCAUCACCAUCCACCAACAAAAAAGAAGAACCACCUACUCCUGUCCAACCCACUCCUACUGCUCCUGCGGUAGAGAAAAUCGGUUCGAUGGAUACUAUUUUCCGGGAGGUGUCGUUGUCCACCACGGAAACAUCAACAUCGUCACCCACCACGGAAACAUCAACAUCGUCACCACCAACAAUACCACAAACUACUAUCAAUUCUAUGUAUUCUUCACAAGAAGUGCCACAUGCUCAGUUCCCGAGCAAGUUGGAUGUCUUGUUUGGAAGAGGCAAAGCCAUUCAGAACCACUCUGGCAAUGUCAUGUUCCGCCAAUUUGUGGAAAACUUUCAGGAAGAGUACAACCGAACUAGACGUAUCGACCGACGUCAAGUGUCUGGGGAUGUCACCCAACUGUUGAUCAAGGUCAAGGGGGUUCGAUUUUGGCAGAUGUCUCGCUCGGGAGGAUGGCAGGAAGCGAGUGUGGAUGUCGCCGAUUUGAAGGUCGGGCAACUCUUGCGAACCUUUCGCAAACAACAUUUGCAACAGUUGGAGGAGGAUCAAGAGACGAGCGAGAAAGGAGAAACGGGAGGCUCACCGAACAAUACUGUAUACCAUGUAUAA
Cylindrotheca closterium is the source of this 2073-nucleotide messenger RNA. The record is from the annotation of a GenBank genome assembly. Lineage: Eukaryota; Bacillariophyta; Bacillariophyceae; Bacillariales; Bacillariaceae.